AUGCCCCUUGUCCAGAUGCUAUACGUGCCCACCAUCAGCGACAAGCCCCAGUGCAACCCCGAGUGGUACACGCCAACCAACUAUACAGAGACGAAAAUGCAGGGUCCUGUCUCCUUUGUGGAGUCGGCUGCUCUGAUUCCGUUUGGCACCGACGAAUGCAACGAGGCAUUUUUCGAGUCCAUCACCUCUACGUCGGCAAAUACGAUUUUGGUGGCUGCCUCGGACCCCAACAGCCCCGCAUCCUCCGUUUCCAACAUCACCCAGCUGCUGCCACCGGGCCUGGGCAUCAGCAUUUACGGAGUCGAGUACUCCACGGCCCAAAUGAUGAGCCAGUGGGUGGAGCACGUUGCCGAGGUGCCGCAGUCGACCUACUACCACAACGGUGAUCGGGGCGAGCCGACAGUGACCCGUGUAGGUCUACGAUUUAUGGCCAUGCAGUCGGGCUCCAAUAUGCCCAAGCUGUGGGUGUGGGUCCUGGCGAUCGUCGGUUCUAUUCUGGUGGCCAUUCUGACGCUGUCAUGCAUUCUCAACUUUGUGCAGUACAAGCGGCGACGAAACCUGCGAACUAGACUGCGAAACGGCGAGGUUGAUCUCGAACAGCUUGGCUUCAUUGGCGUUUCUGCUCCAACAGACGUCAUUGCUCGUCUGCCUGAAAAGGUGUACCACUCCGGCGACUCGCAUUAUGAAAGCGUGGCCCGAAAAGAGAGUGUAUGGACGGACAAGGAUCUGGCGAGCAAAAAGCGAAAGACCAAGUGGCUGAAAAUGGCUCACAAAAAGACGGACGAAUCGAAACCGGAACAUAGUCUGGAGGGCUACUCUCAGUCAUCGUGUCCCAUCUGUUUGGACGACUACGAGGAGAACGAAACAGUGGUUUUGGAGUUGCCAUGCCGGCACAUUUUCCACCCCGAUUGCAUCCGGCCAUUUUUGGAGACCAGGUCUUGUCUCUGUCCCUUGUGCAAGCAGUCUAUUCUUCCCAAGGGUUAUCUCCCUCCGGGUGUCAAGAUCACCAAUUUGACUGUCCGGCGGGAGCGCAUGAUUCGUCUAGGGCGAGACGCCGAAGGAGGACGCAUGGAUUUCACAUUGAACGGUUUUAUGGGAGCUUAUCGAAGACGUCAGGAGCGCAACAACCCCAAUCUACGAGGCAACGGAGACAAUGGACAUGUUGGAAAUGACGUGGAGUUGGAGGAUCGAUCUACGACACGUUCUAGCGAGGGUGUUGAGCCCCAGGAAUCUGUUCAGGAGGCUGAGACACAGCCACAGACCAUAGUCGUGAUGGAGGCACCCACGGAGGGAGAAGGUUCUGCGAGCGGGUCAGUGAUUGUCGAGGCGACCGACGAACCAGGACUAGCGCCAAAGAAAAAGACAGUGGAGGGCGUGCGAGAGGUAGAGGCGGAGGCUGAAGCCGAGACGGAGGCUCAGCAACAGAACAGAGAGGCGUCUGCCCUGGCGCACGAAAUUGUACAGCGGAACGUGCAGGCCAUUGACGAGCAGAUUGAGCAGGAUGCGCGGGAUGAGCGUCAAGUGGGAGGCUGGCGACGACUGUUUCCUUUCUUUUGA
This is a messenger RNA of Yarrowia lipolytica CLIB122, 1557 nucleotides long. Lineage: Eukaryota; Fungi; Ascomycota; Dipodascomycetes; Dipodascales. The record is from RefSeq and is a predicted model, not a curated record.